Molecule: messenger RNA, 1609 nt
Organism: Euleptes europaea (tarantolino)
Lineage: Eukaryota; Metazoa; Chordata; Lepidosauria; Squamata; Sphaerodactylidae
Gene: TRAF3IP3
Product: TRAF3 interacting protein 3
Exons: 14
Coding region: 1-1608 (535 amino acids)
Source: RefSeq, a predicted model, not a curated record
AUGAUAACUGAAUCUUGCAAAUACCACUGUCGUCAUGUUCUCAUGCAUGAAACUUAUGAAGAUAAAUAUGAGCGCCGACAAGAGAAGCAUGAAAACCUGCGCAGAAGGAACAACAUAACCAUAUGCCGCCUGGUGGCUAAACGCCAGAGCAGAGAGCCCAAGGAAAUACUCCAAAGCCCCCGACAAAAAGAGUUCUUCAGGAGAAGAAAUUUAAUAGCUGAAGAGCAAGGAAAGAAACAAGGGAGGUCACCUCCUGGCAAGAUGGCAUCUCUAGUUCUUGAGAACAAAAUGGAAGAUUUUGCAGAAGUAUCAUCUGGAAGGUUUCCGAAAUCAUCUCCUACAAAUCAGAUAGUGUCUUGGAAUAACUCCACCUUCCACCUUUCUCCCAGCAAGUCUGUAGAGCAGAGUUUCAGUGAUGGGUUUAUACACAGCAAGUUCAAUUCCUGGGGGAUCUCUUCUGAAAACAAGGCCACUGUGAAAGUUUCUAUAAGCUGCAAAGGUACACAAACCAUAAAUGAGUCCACUGCAUUAAAGAAAAAUUCAGGCCAACAGACAGACUGUGGAAUAGCAGUUUUAGAUAAGGAAAUAAUUCAACUUUCUAACUACCUCAAGGAGGCCCUGCAUCGAGAGCUACUGCUGAAGAAGAAGCUGAUGAUCUUACAGGAACUUCUAGCCAUGUUGCUGCAGGCAGCGGAGAAAUCUUGGCAGGGUCAGAUAAAUGAAGACAAACUCAAGAGCAGAGUGAGUGUGUUGGAGAAUCAGCUGCAGACUUCCACCCAGAGUUACUCAAAGCGGGGUUUGAAGAAAAUUCUGCUGGAGGUGGAAGCCCAGAAGCAGAACUAUGAGCAAAAAGCAAAAGAGUCUCUUCAGAAAUUACUUGAGGAGAAACUGCAAGCAGAAAGGCAACUCCAGAAUGCCCAGAGAGUAUUAGCUGUUGCAGAGGAAGACUGCACCCUCUGGAAAGAACACUACAACACACUGAAAAAAGAUUGGAGCCAGCUAACUGACAAGCACAUUGAACUAGAAAACAAGCUCCAUGUCUUGGAGAACAAACUGCAGUGGUCGGACACUCAGAACUCUCAGCUGCACCAGGUCCUGCAGAACUUGGAGAGUGAACGGGUCACUCUCUGUUCUAAGAUUGAUGCCUUACAAGUAGACAACAGGCUCACAGUGGAGCAUGUUAGUGCUAUGGAAGGCAGGCUGAAAACUGAAGAAAGACAGAAGCUAGCACUGGAGGAAACAAUUAAACGUUUGCACAUAGACCAGGAUAUAUCUAUGAAGAGUCAAGUCCACAGCCCUGCCAAAGACAGAUUGAGUGACUUGUCAAAGGACCACAAGAGGGCGAAAGAGAACAGUCUGCAAGACCAGCUGCAAGAGAGAACAUCCCAGUUUACAACUAAGGAAGAAGAGUGCAGAGAUCUCCGUUGUGAAUUGGAAGUCCUGUGCCAUGAGUAUCGCAGCUGCCUGAUCAAGUUACAGCAGUGUCGAGAUGAGUUCAAUAACUCUCAGAGGAAACGGGCUCAAAGGCGGCACAAUCACUGGAUCCCUCUCCUAAUGGUGGUGAUGGCAACAGCUAUGGUAGCUUACUUAGCCAACUUUAUACCCUGAG